Messenger RNA from Aspergillus luchuensis, 2709 nucleotides. Its product is annotated as putative C6 transcription factor (NirA). The record is from RefSeq and is a predicted model, not a curated record. The coding region runs from base 1 to 2709 and encodes 902 amino acids. Gene Ontology annotation, molecular function: DNA-binding transcription factor activity, RNA polymerase II-specific; DNA binding; zinc ion binding. NCBI's taxonomy places the organism in Eukaryota, Fungi, Ascomycota, Eurotiomycetes, Eurotiales, Aspergillaceae. The transcript has 5 exons. Gene Ontology annotation, biological process: regulation of DNA-templated transcription; DNA-templated transcription.
AUGGAAGACAGCUCCGCGGAGAAGUCGCAAGAGAUGGACGCCACGCCCACCCUGACAGGCUCUCGAGGGAAAGCUUCGACCAGAGCUCAAGCUACAAAAUCGGACAAUGGCCCGGCUUCGAAAAGACGUUGUGUCAGUACGGCGUGUAUUGCCUGCCGCAGGAGGAAAUCCAAGUGCGAUGGAAAUCUACCGAGUUGCGCAGCCUGUUCCUCUGUCUAUCAUACAGCCUGCGUCUACGACCCGAAUUCCGACCAUCGCAGGAAAGGUGUUUAUAAGAAGGACACCGACGCGUUGAGAACGAAGAACACUACAUUGUUGACGUUGAUACAAGCCUUAUUGAACUACGAAGAAGAGGAUGCAUUCGACUUGGUUCGCCAGAUUCGGUCCUGCGAUAAUCUCGAAGAUGUCGCACAAUCGAUCCUCGGCCAAGGGAGAGGUUCCACGGCAGGCCCUGAGGACACAGCAGCUAGCGGAGAUGAAGCCCUAACGCAGACUGACCAGUUCGAGUCGGAGUUAGCAGGGAAGAUGAGUGAGCUUGUUUUGGACGGCUCCCGCAAGUUCAUUGGGGGCACCUCGAACCUCAUCUUUCUGCCUCCCGGGUCGGAGCUGAAUGAAUUUAGAUCAUCUUUAGGUGCCCAGGAAUUGGAUCAGGGCCAUGGCGAUUAUUCCGUCACACGGUGGACCCGUGUUACUCAGGAUGAGAGACUGAUCUGUCAUCUCAUGACAAUGUACUUUACCUGGCAUUACCCGUUCUUCACGACCCUUUCGAAGGAUUUAUUUUAUCGGGACUAUAUACGCGGGGUGCCCAGCCAGUAUUGCUCGACUUUGCUCGUCAAUGCAAUGCUAGCUCUGGGUUGUCAUUUCAGCUCCUGGGAAGGCGCUCGGGAGGAUCCAGAGAACUCUGCCACGGCGGGCGAUCAUUUCUUCAAAGAGGCCAAAAGGCUAUUUUUCGAGAACGACGAACACGCGAACGCAAAGCUAUGCACCGUACAAGCGCUGGCUCUGCUGUCGGUGCGUGAGGCGGGUUGUGGCCGCGAGAGCAAGGGCUGGGUCUACAGUGGGAUGAGCUUUCGGAUGGCCUUCGAUUUGGGCCUCAACUUUGACUCGACCAGCCUCGGGGCGCGGGAUCUGGGCGAAGAAGAAGUGGAUGCACGCCGGAUAACAUUCUGGGGUUGCUUUCUGUUCGAUAAGUGCUGGUCUAAUUACCUCGGUCGCCAGCCUCAGUUGGCGGGAUCUAGCAUUAGCGUCCCGAAAGUGGAUAUAUUGCCUAACGAGGAAGCUGAAUUAUGGUCCCCAUACAUGGAUACGGGAAUAGGUCGUGAGCACACUCAACCGUCGCGGAUCCGAGCCGUUGCCUCUCAGAUCUUCCGGCUGUGCGAGAUCAAUGGCGACCUGCUUGUGUUCUUCUACGACCCGACUCCGAAGGAGAAACCCACCACUAAGCAGGCAGAACUCAAGAAACUCAGCGAUCUGCAUACAAGGCUUGAAGCCUGGAAGAAGGAUCUACCAAAGGAACUCAGACCACAAGAGGGCCAGCUUCCUCAGGCACUUCUAAUGCAUAUGUUCUACCAGCUCCUUCUCAUACACCUUUAUCGACCUUUCCUCAAAUACUCCAAAGUCAAUUCUCCGCUUCCCCAACAUGUGUCUCCCCGGAAAUUGUGCACACAGGCUGCUUCUGCAAUCUCAAAGUUGCUGAGGAUGUACAAACGGACCUACGGGUUUAAGCAAAUAUGCAACAUUGCAGUCUACAUUGCCCAUACCGCGUUGACUGUACAUCUUCUCAAUCUUCCUGAGAAGAAUGCUCAGCGAGACGUCAUUCAUGGCCUGCGGCAUCUCGAAGAGAUGGGUGAGAGUUGGCUCUGCGCACGGCGCACCCUUAGGAUUCUAGAGAUUUCUGCCAACAAGUGGCAUGUCGAACUGCCGGCAGAGGCUACAGCCACUUUCGAACAAACACAUGCCAAAUGGGGAUCCUGGGGCUCAUGGGAUCAAGCGAUAUCUCCUCCGCCUUCCGAGGAGUCACCGCCAGCUCCAACCAUGCAUUAUCCGGUUGCAGAUCCAAGCAGUGCUCUUUAUCCACAGGCUGGGAGACCGAUGGGUUCACAUGAGCAUGGCGGUCCUGUGAUGCAGUCGCCACCCACUUCGGUGGGGUCCAUGGGAUUUUCACACACAACGGGACCUCCAAUACCACCUUCUGUGUCGGCUGUGCGUGCAGCGCAGCGGUCAUUGAACGUCCAGCUUGCGCAGGGCGCUACCCGGCUUCCUGAGCCUACGUAUCUCCGGCCCGUAACCAACGCCUAUAAUCAGUUCCAGCCCGUUCCGGUGGCCCAGCAGGAGGUCUGGUAUGCUCCGGACGAAGAACAGAUCCGCGCAUUCACCACUGGGCAGAACAUUCCUGCAACCACGACAUCGUCUCCUGUAACACCCUUUGAUGGGCCGGAAAAUCUAGUAGAAGAGAGCCAAGACUGGUGGUCUCGUGAAUCGAGCGCCAUGACCUUUGGAAUGGACCAUUGGGUGCCAGGAUGGAACCCUGGUAUGACUGGGAGAGAACCCGAUAUGCGGUUCGGAAACCAUUACGCCAACGUUGGGCAGACAUCGGGAGCCGAGAAUAACUCUCGACCAACCCCAACGAUGAGGUUUGCGGUUGGAGCCCCUCCAGGGAGUGCUAAUCCAGAGCAGCAUCCAGGAAUGUCUGGCUACAGUGGCGUGUGA